AUGAGCUGGUUCUUCAAACUCAGUUCAGUUUGGAUCGUGCCGCGAUGCAAGAACCAGAUCAUGUCUAAGGGCUCCAAAAAUGUGAUGGAAAGUCUGCCACCCGAUGAAAAGGCAUCGCAAGCCCCCGCGAGAGCCGGAUGGGGACGUCCCCUGGAAUUUAUAUUAGCAUGCCUGGGGUAUGCCGUGGGACUAGGCAAUGUGUGGCGAUUCCCUUACCUCUGCUACAGGAAUGGCGGAGGUGCAUUUUUGAUACCCUUCUUCAUAAUGUUGGUACUAAUUGGACUGCCGAUAUUCUACUUGGAGCUUUAUAUCGGACAGUACAGCGCUUUGGGCCCCAUCAAAGCGUUUAGCUCUAUUGCCCCCUUCUUCGGAGGCCUGGGCUAUUGCACGCUCGUAGUGAUCAGCUUGAUCUUAGUGUAUUACAUGAUCAUAGUCGCUUGGACCAUAUUCUAUACAUUUAUAUCCAUUGGUGGCAACAUGGCUUGGGGAUCUUGUGUAAACGAUUUCAAUACUGAUGCUUGUUACAGCGGUUCGUACGACAAGGAUUGUCGAGUCAACAACACGGGUGCGGCGACAGAUCUCACAUACUACAUGCGGCGGUGUAUGAGCAUCGGCGAGAUAUGCGAGAUGAGCAACUUACAGCCUUACGAUAACUUGCACUGCUGGAACGGCACGCAUACCACUCCUUGGUUCUAUAACGUCAGAAGGGUCCUGGCAUCUGAGGAGUAUUAUAAUGAACGUGUUCUAGGGAGAGGAGGUGCAACAUGGUCAAGUUGGGGUACGAUGCAAUGGCAUUUGGUCGGAUGCCUGUUCUUUUGCUGGGUGGUGGCCUUCCUGUGUAUUAUCAAGGGUGUGCAAUCAGCCGGGAAGGUGGUAUACUUCACGUCGCUUUUCCCCUACGUCAUGUUGACGGCUUUACUCAUCAGAGGGGUCACCUUGGAAGGCGCGGGAGAAGGAAUCCUAUUCUACCUCUUACCUGAUUGGGAGAUCCUGUUAACUGCAAGAGUAUGGGGAGAUGCUGCGUCUCAGAUCUUCUAUUCGUUCGGUGUUGCUUGCGGCUCCUUAAUAACUUUGGCGUCGUACAACAACUUUACCAACAACUGUCAGUUCGACGCCAUAUUCGUCUGUCUCUCCAACUUCGGGACCUCCAUUUAUGCUGGCUUCGCAAUAUUCUCCGUGCUUGGUUUCCAAGCUCAAAUGAUGGGGGUCAGCGUUGACGAUGUGGCUGAGCACGGACCGGGUUUGGCAUUCGUGGCGUACCCCGAAGCGUUGCUUCAGAUGCCAAUACCUCAGUUUUGGUCUAUCUUGUUCUUCUUCAUGCUCUUCAUCCUUGGGCUUGGCUGCCAGUUUGCUGGCAUCGAAGCCAUCAACACUGCCAUUGUGGACCAAUGGCCUCAACUUAGGAAGCGAUACUGGAUGGUGACGGCUGGGACCUGCUUCACGUGUUUCCUUCUGGGAUUGCCUAUGUGCUUCAGCGGCGGAGUAUUUAUGUUAACGCUGCUAGAUAUCAACACCGCCUCCUGGGCUGUACUGUUGAUUGGUAUGGCUGAGUGCGCUGCCGUGUCUUGGAGUUACGGCAUCAACCGAGCCAUAAGUGACUUGGCGUCCAUGAACAUGAAGCUCGGCAUUGUAAUGCGAACGUACUGGAAAGCUACUUGGACGGCCAUUGUGCCUGUUGCUAGCAUGAGUGUCUUAAUAUUCGUGUUCCUAAACUGGACGGCACCGGCCUACGAGGACUACAUAUUUCCCUUAUUUGCCGAGCUGCUUGGAUGGGCUAUUGGACUGUCCACUCUUGUAUUCUUUCCUGUUGGUAUUGGCUGGGCCUUUUAUAAAGGAUACAGUGGCAAAGAUUUGUUCACACCAACACCGCUAUGGAAGCCAGCAGGUAAGAUAGAGCCAACGCCUGACACGAUUCUGACCAACGGUGGGUCGCCCGCUGAAUAUGACAAUAUUGCUUACAUAUCUUGA
Messenger RNA from Bicyclus anynana (squinting bush brown), 1968 nucleotides. Its product is annotated as sodium- and chloride-dependent glycine transporter 1-like. Gene Ontology annotation, biological process: sodium ion transmembrane transport. Gene Ontology annotation, cellular component: membrane. Bases 1 to 1968 code for a protein of 655 amino acids. The transcript has 12 exons. The record is from RefSeq and is a predicted model, not a curated record. Gene Ontology annotation, molecular function: glycine transmembrane transporter activity. NCBI's taxonomy places the organism in Eukaryota, Metazoa, Arthropoda, Insecta, Lepidoptera, Nymphalidae.